UCCAUCUGAGGAGUUUGUUCAAGGGUUCAGGAGUGUUGGUUAGCAGAGACUGAGAGGACGGAUGCUGAUUUAUUACUUCUGCAAUUACCUGACAGCACUUUAUCUUUCCUAAACACUCUGCUCCAUGCUGCUUUAACUUGAUGUGGACACUAUUUUUCAUGCCUGAAAAUUUGUGCCCGAUGCUCCAACAUUCAUAGAGCUUCAAGGCAACAGAAACUGAAGUACUGCAUCAUGACUAGGAAGGUGUUCACGAACACGCGCGAGCGCUGGCGCCAACAUAACGUCAACACAGCUUUCGCAGACCUGCGGAAACUCAUCCCCACACACCCGCCCGAGAAGAAGCUCAGCAAGAAUGAGAUCCUGCGGCUGGCCAUGCGCUAUAUCAACUUCUUGGUGACUUUGCUGGAGAGCCAGGGAGGAGAGCCGGCAGCUCAAUCGCAAGCCGCGCUCCUCACACUGAUCACGGGGAACAUGCAGAAGCUGCGCACCGAGCGCACCUGGACGAGCGACACCGACCCGCCCUCACCCGGGUCCAGCUGCGACAGUUCAGAAGCCUGGUAGAACGGAACGAAAGUGAGAGGAUUCCGUGAUUGUGAUGUUUUUGCAAGUUCCAUCGCCAUGUAGGGACAAAGCUGGAUUUUUGGAACUUGGAAUGUUCGCUAUGACAUCACAAUCACUCAUUUCAGCCAAGCUGUUUGGAAACGAAUGCUCUUUGGAAACACGUUAUUCACCAGUACUGCUGUAGUUGAGCAGGAACCACGAUCAACAUAUGCAUGGUCAAUGAUGCACUUUGGAAGCAUCUAACUGACACUUUGUAGUAUUAAUGUAAUUUCAUUUCCUUGACUGAAUUAACAAUGUUUUGUUUGAGGUUGAAGGCAACCUCAGAAUUGAAACUGUAAUUUAUUUGAUCGUAUUUAUUUAUUUUUUUAUAUUUAUGCUUUCGAUGGAUUCAGCACAUGCAGCUAGUUGUACAUUAAAUUGUAAUUUAUUAAAUGGAAAAUGUUAUUGUUUAAACUACUCUGCAUUCACAAAUACAAAAUAUGUUUUGCCAAAGAUUAUUUUUGUGCAUUCAUUAUUCAAGUGUAGAAUGUCUUUUCUCAAUAAUCAAAUAAUUGUUACUUGAAAAUUAAUUAUUGUAUUAAUGUAGUCUGUUUGAUAUUAAAAAUGCUUAAAAAAAAAUCCCGUCUGCAAAUUUACUAAGCUCUUUCAAACAUCAUCAGGUUGUUAAAUGUGGCUGUUGAUAUAACUGGUUUGUAUGAACAAGGGUGCAUGCUCUGAAGGCUUUUAUUUUACGGUCAGAUAACUGUUCACUGCAGUGGCUGUUUUAAGAGCCGUGUGACCAUAGCGAUGACCUCUGGAAGUGUCCAAGCCACAUGAUAGAGGUGAAUGUAGACACAGCUUAACUUUUGGCCUGAGGCCAGAGGUCAUUGGAGUCAAAAUCCACACUCGUCAGUGACCAAUCAGAUGCACAAAGAGGGAGUGUCUAAAUUUGUGUUGCAUUCAAACUCCGUAUAAUUUUCAGUAUUGUUGCAGUAUAAAGUUUUUUUUGUGCAUUAUAUUAAGUGACAUUUUAGGAGGAUGAAUGUGCUAAUAAAAUCAGAGGUUCU
Molecule: messenger RNA, 1607 nt
Organism: Carassius carassius (crucian carp)
Lineage: Eukaryota; Metazoa; Chordata; Actinopteri; Cypriniformes; Cyprinidae
Product: T-cell acute lymphocytic leukemia protein 2-like
Exons: 2
Coding region: 232-561 (109 amino acids)
Biological process (GO): regulation of transcription by RNA polymerase II
Molecular function (GO): DNA-binding transcription factor activity, RNA polymerase II-specific; RNA polymerase II cis-regulatory region sequence-specific DNA binding; protein dimerization activity
Source: RefSeq, a predicted model, not a curated record